Messenger RNA from Stegostoma tigrinum, 1875 nucleotides. Its product is annotated as ras GTPase-activating protein-binding protein 1-like. Lineage: Eukaryota; Metazoa; Chordata; Chondrichthyes; Orectolobiformes; Stegostomatidae. Gene Ontology annotation, cellular component: ribonucleoprotein complex; cytosol. The record is from RefSeq and is a predicted model, not a curated record. Gene Ontology annotation, molecular function: mRNA binding.
UCUCAGUUGACCAAAGAUGGUGAUGGAAAAGCCAAGUCCCCUGCUUGUAGGGCGGGAAUUUGUGAGGCAGUAUUACAUACUGUUGAACCAGGCCCCUGAUUAUUUACACAGGUUUUAUGGAAAAAAUUCUUCAUAUGUUCAUGGUGGUUUGAUUUCAAAUGGAGAUCCAGCAGAAGCAGUAUAUGGACAAGCGGAAAUCCAUAAGAAAAUUAUGUGUCUUCAGUUCCGUGACUGCUACACAAAAAUCAAGCAUGUGGAUGCUCAUGCUACAUUGAAUGAUGGAGUAGUAGUACAGGUCAUGGGUGAGCUGUCAAAGAACAGACAGCCAAUGAGACGCUUCAUGCAAACGUUUGUUCUAGCUCUGGAGGGUUCUGUUGCAAACAAGUUUUAUGCCCACAAUGAUAUUUUCCGCUAUCAAGAUAAAGUCUUCGGGGAUUCAGACACCGAGCCUCCAGAAGAGUCCGAGGAAGAAGUAGAGGAACCUGAAGAGCGUCAGCCAUCACCAGAAGCUGUGCAAGAUGAUAGUGGAGUUUACUAUGAUCCAGCUGUGAGUAAUGGAUCGGAGGAACCUUUAGAAGAACACAUUGUUGCAUCAGAACCAGAACCAGAGCCACCUGUGGAGGGGGUAAAGCCCGAGUCUGUGCUGGAGGAGAAAGUUGCUGAGGAUCCUGUCGUAAAAUCUCCAUCCCCACCACCUGCAGAUCCAGCACCUGUUGUAGCUGAAGAUUCCAGGACAUUCUCCUGGGCUUCAGUAACCAGCAAGAACCUUCCCCCUAGUGGCAUUGUCCCUACCACUGGAAUUCCACCUCAUGUUGUCAAAGCACCAACGCCACAGCCCUGACCUGAGACUAAACCAGAAAUACAGAUUCCACCGCCAAGGCCUCGUGAUCAGCGCAUUAGGGAACGGCAGGGUGUGCCACCUCGGGGCCCCAGACAAGGUCGGAGUGAAAAUGAACCAGGGGAUACGGAAACACGACGCACAAUCCGAUACCCAGACAGUCAUCGGUUAUUUGUCGGGAACCUGCCUCAUGAUGUUGAUGAAACGGAGCUGAAAGAAUUUUUCACAGGAUACGGCAAUGUGGUGGAACUCCGCAUUAACACCAAGAGUAGUGGUGGAAAGCUGCCCAACUUUGGAUUUGUGGUUUUUGAUGAUCCAGAGCCAGUUCAGAAGAUCCUACGCAGCAAGCCCAUUAAGUUCAGAGGAGAGCUCCGACUAAAUGUGGAGGAGAAGAAAACACGGCCUAUUCACGAAGGUGAACGUCAGGGCGAUGACCGCCGAGAAAAUAGACCAAGAGGACCUGGUGGACCCCGUGGUGGGCUUGGCGGUGGAAUGAUGCGUGAUCGGGAGGGUUGGGUUGGUCUGUCCAGAGGAGGACUUGUGCAGAAGCCAGGACCAGGAGCUGGAAGAGGAGGUGGACAAGGAGAGCCUCGGUUCACAGGGCCACGCCACUGAAAGUACCCUCACUGGCUAUUGGUGUGAGCUGAUGGUACAGAUGUUCUCUCUCAUGCUCUUGUGAUUCAGCUUUUUUUUUGAAUGUGAUUUCGACCUGUACAGAUUAUCAUUUUUUCAGUACGGAAAAUGGCCUUUUCUUUUGUUCUCGACUUGUGUAGUAGUCGUCGUCCCACGAAACAUCCUGUCUGAAAUGUUUAUUUGUUUAAGGAAAACGGUUUUUAAAACCAGAAUUUUGAUUUGAAGACAGAUUCUGACUCCAGUGGAUUGGAGUGACUAACAGCUAUAAACUGGAUUUUAGUACCUGCUGCCUCCCAGCUGCUCCAGGAACGUGUUGACCCUUGACAUUUGGUGCAGAUUUUUAAAAUUGGAAACCAGGUUGCUUUUUGUUUUGCACAGACAUCCAUCUUCGGAAAAACUUGUAA